Molecule: messenger RNA, 1215 nt
Organism: Penicillium nucicola
Lineage: Eukaryota; Fungi; Ascomycota; Eurotiomycetes; Eurotiales; Aspergillaceae
Product: TauD/TfdA family dioxygenase
Exons: 4
Coding region: 1-1215 (404 amino acids)
Molecular function (GO): oxidoreductase activity
Source: RefSeq, a predicted model, not a curated record
AUGCCCGAGUCAACGGCCCUCGCUUUCAACCUCCUGCCGGAUGAGGUCAGGCAAUCUUCCGCCAUAGGCGCAGAAGUUCAACUACCCCCCGGAAUGCCCAUGCUGGACCUCGAUCGUCUCACAGAAAAGGACAAAGAGGUUCUCCAAGAAGCGCUGUUCAGAAACCAAGUCAUAGUCAUCAGGGGACAAAAAGGCAUCGACCCAACUGUCCUGCCGAAACUCGCCAAAGUGUUCGACCCAAACGCAUCUGAUAUUCACUCUGCGGGAGAGAAGGCUGUCAGUGAUCCAAAGAAUAUCUUGUCAGCAUACAAAGCCGGCAGAAUUCCAAGAGCUCCUCAAGUUGGAAUUAUUGGAUCGGGCAAGUUCCAAGACUAUGAAGGUCUGGACGAGUUAGAGGUCGUGCAUCUUGAUCACACUUUAUUCCAUGAGAGCCCUCUUACACAAGAAGAACUAGAUGAUGGGUAUACUCGUCCAUACAGAUGGCACAUGGAUACACCUUUCUACGAACGGCUUCCAGGAGAAGUUACCAUCUUGCACUCGAUUCAGAUCCCAAAUGUUCCGGAUCAGAAAAUCAAGUUCCCCGACGGAAAGGAGAAGACUAUCGGUGCUGGAGCGACAGCAUUUUUCUCCGGAGCUCGUGCCUUUUCUCUUUUGACACCGGAAGAGCAAGAGUUUGCGCUCAACACCACAGUCACAUAUGCUCCCCAGGCAUACGAAUACAUUCGCCAAUGUAAAGCCUCCCACGACGGUCUUACUAUUCCGACCAUGGGGAAGGAAGUUGCCGUGGAGAAAUUGUCGGAGUGGGAUUGGGAUAAAGUUGCUGAGCAUCCAAUGGUCUGGCGAAACCCAAUGAACCCCGACCGGCCUUUCCUCCAGGUCCAUGGUUGCUGUGUUUACAAGCUCACGACCAGAAACCCUACCACCGGAGAGAUCUCGGUUAUGGAUGACGUGGAGACGGUUCGAAAGACGGUGUAUAACAUGCAAAAGAAGAUUUACGCUGCUGAAAAUAUCUAUGCCCACAAGUGGCAAGAAGGAGAUGUAGUUAUCUUCCACAAUCGUGGUGUCAUGCACAGCAUUACAGGCCAACUGGCAAAGUACAAGGAAGAGGAGGAUAAGAAACGGAUGUUGUGGCAGUGUACUAUGACGAGUACUACUCCCCCUAAGCCAUUCCGUGAAUACAAGGGCGUGAACGAUACGGGAUACGUGAGGGUAUGA